UCACAGCCUGGAACAAAUCGAUUGAGCCUCUACGAAUCGACUCCACGCUUCAAAUUUUGGUCCCGCGAGCUUGGUCCGCUGAAACGUGCAGUGUCGUCGGGUCCGGGAACCGGCAUUGAAGGGCUCCAUGUGAUGGGCUAGAUGGAAAAGGUGUAGCCUCACAAACUGUCCCUUGCUUCGUCACGAUACCGGCGACUGGGCUUUCUCUUCACCUCUUCUUCUGGGAUUGAAUACGGGUUUAUCGAGGCCCCGAAAGCAUAUCAGCGCCGCCAUGUCCGCAUCCGCCCUCUCCAGGCACCGCACUGACACGGUCAGUUCUGGAAGGUCGUCUAGGGAUCGCGGCACUAAGACACAGGACUUCACCAUGUCGCCGUCCAGUAUCCCGCGGUACUUUGAGCCGGCCGCGGCCACUGCCUCCAUGUUUCUCUACGCGCAAGGUACCUCAAUCGUCUGCGCCCACCAUGAUACCCUGACCAUUGAGAGGCGCUUUUCUCGACAUUCGGACGAGGUCCAAUUGCUCGCCGUUGAUAAUCACAGCGAGCUUGGAGGUGGUAGACUGGUGGUCAGCUACGAUGCUGGCCAAACAGCCAUAGUAUGGGACCUUAUGACUGGUGAUGAAGUGGCUCGCUUUUCUUCUUACGAACAUUUGACCACUGCCGUAUGGAUGCGAAGCGGGAAUGUUGCGUUUGGGAAUACCCAGGGCAAUAUCAUCCUCUUCGAGCCCACAACUUCAGAACACAUCUCUGCGAGAACGAUUGAUCAAAUAGCCGUCACAGCCUUGGCUCCUGCCGCAGAUUGUCGCACAUUUGCUAUUGGAUAUCAGAAUGGCUCCCUCCUUAUAGCCACACUACAACCAAGAUUCACGAUUCUCCACAACCUGACCACAUCGAGAGGCCCGUCACCUAUCGUUACACUCCAUUGGCACGCCUCUUCAUCCCGGCAGAAGUCGGACAUGCUCGCCGUUCAGACUCACGAUGGCGACCUCCGAGUCUGGAGCGUGUCCAAAGCCUACAACAGCGACGACCCGGCCAAGGUGGUCAGGAUACUGAAACGGACCGAGAACCAAAUCACAGCCCCUAACUGGAUGGCCUGGUCCAAGAACGGCCGCAUAAUUCAAUAUUCAGACUCGCAGACAAUCUCCUGGGAUGUAAGGACUAAACAUGUCACGUAUGACAGCAUCCCCACGCUUGACCACGUCAGGGGUCUUGCCGUUUAUGGCCCCGGGGCAAACCUUUUCACUCUCGGCGCCAACAACACGGUGCAGCAAUUCGACCUCAACUUCCCCGCCCUCAUGGUGGCUAAUGUCCAACACCCGGCCAAUCUUCUGCCCCCAUCGCCUCCGGUAUCCAUCGAGGAGCAGAUGAACCAGUCGGCGAAAAGCGCGACCACAAUCGCGACCGAUUCGGAUGCCACUUCAGGGACCGUCGAGAUGGGUAUUUCGGAGAGCGAUGAUGACCACGUGUCCGCCUUCGCUCGUAUGGUUCGCCGGGACGACUCGGAGUCUUCCGCUCAUGGAGACCGAUACGACACCGCAAGUCCCGCCUCCAGUCUCAGCAGAGGCUCGUCGAUAUCGAGAUCCUCCACCGGUUCUGCAACUCCCGGUCGCUACCCGUCGUCCGUAAUCUCCCGGUCUCGCACCGAAAACACUUACAUCUCGUCUGGCGCCUCGUCUAUGCGGUCUUCCCAGGUUUCCGCACACAGGGAGCGGGAUUUGUAUUCAGCUAGCGGCAUGAGCGGAACAUCGACAAGAUCUCGGCAUAAGCAAUCCCGCUUGCGUCACGAGGUUCUCCCGAGUCCACAAGAGUCUAAAGUCAAUGACUUGUUCAAGUUUACCCGAAGCCGUCUCAGCGACGUUCCUCAUAAGCGCCCUAUGAUCAGUGAGACGGGCCGGCUCACUAACGAUGACCUUCGCCGACAAAUGCUGAGCACGAUUUUUGGCUGGCAUAAAGAAAUGGAUGACUUGGUUCGGGACGAAAUGAGUCGCCAUACUACCGGGUCGCCAAGCCGCAUUCUUCUUGCGAAGUGGCUAGGCGACAUUGGUGUCGACGUGAUGGCUGCCGGUUCGGAGUCAAUGACAUCGUCGGACUGGAUGUUGCUGGCGCUCAGCGGAAUCGGCGGCCAGGGUGUCCAGGCCGCUCAGCAUAAGCUUGGUCGUGCAUUUGUGCAGAGACUACUGGAGAGCGGUGAUAUCCAUGCCGCCGCCACCAUCUUGAUAGGCAUGGGUGACUACAACGAUGCCAUCGAGAUCUACGUGUCGCAUAAACAAUACAUGGAGGCCCUCAUUCUUCUGUGCCUUUUCUUCCCGGCUGUCUGGGAACGUCAGGCUGUAGUCAUCAGGAAAUGGGGAGACUGGGCGAUUGCGCAUGGGCAGCGAGAACUGGCAGUGCGAUGCUUUGCUUGCACCGGACAGGAAUCUUCGGAACCCUGGACAUCUCCAUCGGCUGCUCAGGUCAAUUUCCAGAGCCUUAACUCCUCAGUGAACCAGGGCAUUCCCGAAGUCCUCUCCCCACCCCUGUCUCCCCCUGGUAUUAACCGCGGACCACAACGAAGCAUCGCCAAGACGUCAGCGCUGAAGCUUAUCACUUCGUUUGGUGACCAAGGCACGAAGUCAAAGUUCUUUUCUCAAGCGGAUGGAGGCCAAACUCCCAUUGCCGCCGGCGUCACUCCCAUUGCAGAUUCGGCGAUUUCUCCCGGAGGGUUUGAUGUCACUACUGCUUUUAUCAAGCCUUCCAGCCGGAGUCAAUUCAAUACGCCAAGCUCUGCGAGAUCCAACUCGUCGGCCUUUGGCCGCAAGCGCCUCCCGUCUAUUGGAGAAGUAGCCGCGGACAUACCCCGGGAUCGGAAGGCUGGCGAGCUGUCGACUCAUGGGCCUGACUCGAACGACGCUCGUAGGGGAUACUUGCGUAUGUCCUCCGACGAACAAGAGGUGCUGGCCGCGGGCCUCACCCUACAACGUGCUGCUACGGCGAGCCCGAUGAUGAUGCGGGACCGCAGGACUGCCGUGAAAGACCACGACAGGGGCCCGCUCCCCUCACCCGAUGCCUUGGUCACAGUGAAGAUGGAGAGCAGCGCGAACCGUCGGAAUGGCUCACGCGACCGCAUUCCCAAGGGUCUUCAGCUUCAGCUUCGACCUAUCGACCCUCACGGUUCCGAGAUUGCCUCUCCGGAACAAUCGGUUACCUCUUCCACUCGUUAUCAUUGGCCGUCUCGGCGACGAGGCCCCGGGUCAGUCGCAAGCUCUGCCACAUCUCAAUCCAGUGCAGGCCGGAGCCAUCGCAGCAAUACUACGGGGGGUGGAAGACAGGACUAUAUUCAUAGCUUGGAUGCUGCUCAGCACUAUUCUCGAAAACAGCGAAGCCGACACAGCAGCCGGGAAGGCCGACGCGAAUCCCGCGGCCGGGACCGUGAGGGAAGCCGUUCUCGCACCCGCACUGGGAAAUCGCGGGAGAGAUCUGAAGAUCGCGGCCGCUCUGCGACUCGCAACUGGCCCAAGGCGAAGCGAUCACCUACCUCGCCAAUCCCCAUGUCUCCCGAGGACCUCAUCAACCUUAGUACACCCAAGUUUCUUGACGGAGGCAUAGGCGAUGACCCUGUCACGGCGAGGAAGAGCAGCAAGACCCGAUCGAAGACGGCCAGUCGUGCAUCGAGUCGGGGUAGCCACAGCCGUCACAAUAAGGCCGAGGAAAAGAUGAUCCCACCUCCUCUGGAUCUCAGCGGCCGUGGUAAGGGGCGUGAAAGUUCUCUGGUCCGGUCGCCCUCCUCGCCAGUACCCAUGUCUGCCCAUACCAUCCAUUGUCAAGGAUCGGAGGAUGAAGAAGAUUACAGGAGGGCCUUGGAGGACAAGGAACGGUUCCGCAUUCGCCACAAUAGGAGCGCUAGCCAAAGCAUUGGUGGCGACCCGACGUCUCCUGUCUCGACAAGACGCGAGCGUUCGGAAAGCCGGCGUCGGCGUCAGAACACAUCCCAAGAGUAUCAGCGCGAGCCGGCACCGGCACCGACACAAUCUGCUCCACAAGGCUCCUCUGCUAGGGAUCACGCUGGUGAUCUGAAGGCGAUGAAAGACGAGCGGCAGCGCAAAAAGGAGCAGGCAGCCCGUGAGCUGGAAGAGCGCCGUAAAUCGCUGGCUAAGCGGCCCUCGGCCCCUCCUAUUCCCCAUCCGAACGACAUCUCCUCUGCUUUGGGCCAAAUCGUGGAGGCGCCUGCUUCUCUCCAGAGUGACGCGCCAUUGCGGAGCCGUGAUGAGCAGCCCCGAAGCAUGUACGCUCGCAGUGGAAAUGCCAGCGGCGUCUACAUCGGGCUCCCGGCGACCCCGAAGGCGAUGCGACUCAUCCUGGAGUCGGACAACAAUGGUUAUGGCAACGCUGACGUGCCGCCCAUCCCAACAACCUUUGCUCAACGACACUCUCCAGCCACUUCGCCCCAGCAAUCGCCCGAAAAAGAAAAAGAAGCCGUGCCCCUGACUCUUCUUCCGUCGACGGUAUACCAGCCACCAGCUCGACCCCAGAUCCCCCGUAGCAUGUCAGCGCCGAUUCCAGAAGAUCCCCCGCACAUGCGGCGAUAUGCGGACAAACCUCACAUUCGGACUCAUUCCCGGGCAAACUCAACAAUGAAGGGCGCAUUGGGCGAAAUGCGCGGAAUUGACGAGACCCUAGGCAGCAACGAAGGACCGGCCCGGCGGGCAUCGCACGAUGACCAUAUGCCACCACCGCCUCCGCCUCCUCCCCCACCUUUCCUGAAGGAACUUCAACACCUAGCGACACCACCACCCCCUCCCCCCGCCCCGUUGCCACAUAUGGCCUCUGCUGGAGCGGGGGCUCUGGUGAACGGAAUGAUCGAAAUCGUCGUCGACGACGACGAGCCCCCUGCCACUGUAGCUGCCCCAAUGGAUAUGACGGUGCCGGUCCUAGCUCCUCCCGCGCCACGGAGCUCCAAAGGCCAUUCACGCGGACGCAGCUUCACAGAUCGCGAUCGCGACCAUGGUUUUGCGAGUCGCCUGUCCAAGGCGACGGAGCGGCUGCGGUCCGCCAGCCGCGGACGCAAGGAGGCAGGUGCAUCACGCAUGCGUUCACCAGUUGACGGCGCCGCCCAGGUCGCCCCUUACGAGAGCGUUCCGCCUCCUGGCUAUUUAUAAGAUCCAAUCUUGUGCGGCGGUGUCCUAUGGUCGACACUGUACCAGUCCCGGGCAGACAGGAUAGCGAGACGAGUUUAGCUCUUUUCUUUUA
Molecule: messenger RNA, 5222 nt
Organism: Sodiomyces alkalinus F11
Lineage: Eukaryota; Fungi; Ascomycota; Sordariomycetes; Glomerellales; Plectosphaerellaceae
Exons: 6
Coding region: 272-5131 (1619 amino acids)
Biological process (GO): positive regulation of transcription by RNA polymerase II
Cellular component (GO): nucleus
Molecular function (GO): transcription factor binding
Source: RefSeq, a predicted model, not a curated record